This is a messenger RNA of Tripterygium wilfordii, 975 nucleotides long. RefSeq lists its product as uncharacterized. The record is from RefSeq and is a predicted model, not a curated record. The transcript has 3 exons. NCBI's taxonomy places the organism in Eukaryota, Viridiplantae, Streptophyta, Magnoliopsida, Celastrales, Celastraceae. Bases 418 to 762 code for a protein of 114 amino acids.
AACCAAAUGAAUGUGUCAAAUGUAAAUAAGUUACAGCUUACAUUUGGCGCAAGUGCAUUAACAUUAUAGUUUUGUAACAAAUUUGGUACUUCAUAACCGAUCGUUAUAGCAUUAAAGAGACUAUACUAGUCAAGUCAAAGCUAAAAAGAGAGUAACCGAAACUUGAAAUAAAGAAGAAAUACUACUUCUUUUUAUUUUGUUUUCCAAAUGUGAAAGUCAAGCCAAAAGGAGAGUGGGUGGAUGCAUGCAUGGGACUCCUAGAUGAGACGCCUGGCACGUCCCCCAAAGAAACGUGUCUCCGUCUUUUUGACUCUUCUCUCUUCGUAAGCUCCACUUGCUGCAAUUCAAUAUCCAUAACUCACAACCACCACUACAUAUAUUCCCAUUCUCAGUCUCAGACGGUCAUCUUAAGAGUCCAUGGAUUGGUGGCACGAGAUGAGAAGAGCUUGGUUUGCUUUGUCUCUCAGAUUCAACCCUGCUAGUGCUACUUCUUCUAAAUCUGAUUGUGCAGUUGUUGGCGAUGGUGGAUGUUGUGAUGCUGGUUUGUUGAAGCUUCAAGAUGAGGUACAAGUGUGUGGAUAUAAAGAUGUAGAGGUGAUGUGGAGCAUGUUGUAUGCACCAUCACAACAGCCUGUUCAAAUCCCAAAACGUAGAAAGCAGGGGCAUGCUUGGAGGGCAUUGUUGUUUUCCAAUUCCAAGCAAGACACCACCACUGCUUCCUCUGUUUCUUCAUGCUUUACGUUUGGCUUCAAAUCAUACUGAAGCAGAGGUUCUCGUAUGUGGAUAGAUACAUAUAUGUAGUAUGGAAAUACAGGGCAUUGUAAUUGGGUAUACUUUAAUGCAUAUGCUGUAUAUGUAGUUUGUGCUUACUGUAAUAAAGCUUUCACUGUCCACAGCCGGAAUAUACUAUACAGUAUACACAAUUUGUGAACCAAAAAGGAGGAGAACGUGGAAAAGAGUGAGGUGAUUCUUUUA